AUGAAGCUGGGCACAGUGGAGUUGUGCCAUUUUCUACAGCUUAUAGCUCUCUUCCUGUGCUUCUCUGGGAUGAGUCAAGCUGAGCUACCCAGGUCCAGAUCCAAGCCAUACUUCCAGUCAGGAAGGUCGCGGACCAAGCGCAGCUGGGUUUGGAAUCAGUUCUUCGUGCUGGAAGAAUACAUGGGUUCAGAUCCCCUCUAUGUAGGGAAGCUUCACUCUGAUGUUGAUAAAGGAGAUGGUUCCAUCAAAUACAUCUUGUCAGGCGAAGGGGCAAGUUCAAUUUUCAUUAUUGAUGAGAACACUGGCGAUAUCCAUGCUACCAAGAGACUGGACCGGGAGGAACAGGCCUAUUAUACACUCAGAGCCCAAGCUCUGGACAGACUCACCAACAAGCCUGUGGAGCCAGAAUCAGAGUUUGUUAUCAAGAUUCAGGAUAUCAAUGACAAUGAACCAAAAUUUCUAGAUGGCCCAUACACAGCAGGAGUUCCUGAGAUGUCUCCUGUGGGGACUUCAGUGGUACAAGUGACAGCAACAGAUGCCGAUGAUCCUACCUAUGGCAACAGUGCUCGAGUGGUCUAUAGCAUUCUGCAAGGGCAGCCUUACUUCUCAGUGGAACCAAAAACAGGAGUCAUCAAGACUGCCCUUCCAAACAUGGAUAGAGAGGCUAAAGACCAGUAUUUGCUUGUCAUUCAGGCAAAGGAUAUGGUUGGCCAAAAUGGCGGACUGUCUGGAACCACCUCAGUAACCGUGACCCUAACUGAUGUCAAUGAUAACCCACCUCGCUUUCCACGAAGAUCUUACCAGUAUAAUGUUCCAGAAUCUUUGCCUGUGGCGUCAGUUGUGGCCAGAAUCAAAGCUGCAGAUGCAGAUAUAGGAGUCAAUGCAGAAAUGGAAUAUAAAAUAGUGGAUGGUGAUGGACUGGGGAUUUUCAAGAUAUCUGCUGACAAAGACACACAGGAAGGAAUCAUUACAAUACAAAAGGAACUUGAUUUUGAAGCCAAAACAAGCUAUACACUGCGCAUAGAAGCUGCAAAUCGAGAUGCUGAUCCCCGGUUUCUGAGCUUGGGUCCAUUCAGUGAUACAACAACAGUUAAGAUAAUUGUAGAAGACGUGGAUGAGCCCCCUGUUUUUUCUUCUCCCUUGUACCCCAUGGAGGUGUCAGAAGCGACACAAGUGGGGCAUAUCAUUGGCACCGUAGCAGCUCAUGACCCAGAUUCUUCCAACAGCCCCGUGAGAUAUUCAAUUGACAGAAACACAGACUUGGAGAGAUAUUUCAAUAUCGAUGCCAACAGUGGAGUUAUAACUACUGCGAAAUCAUUGGAUCGAGAGACAAAUGCUGUUCAUAACAUUACAGUUCUCGCAAUGGAAAGCCAGAAUCCAUCCCAGGUGGGAAGAGGUUAUGUGGCCAUCACUAUACUGGAUAUUAAUGACAAUGCACCUGAGUUUGCCAUGGACUAUGAAACUACUGUCUGUGAAAAUGCUCAGCCAGGGCAGGUUAUCCAGAAAAUCAGUGCAAUCGAUAAAGAUGAGCCAUCCAAUGGACACCAGUUUUACUUCAGCUUAACAACAGAUAUGACAAAUAACCACAACUUUUCAUUGAAAGAUAACAAAGACAAUACAGCCUCAAUACUCACCAGGAGAAAUGGCUUCCGCAGACAGGAACAGUCAGUUUAUUAUCUGCCAAUUUUCAUUGUGGACAGUGGAUCUCCUUCACUAAGCAGUACCAACACACUUACCAUCCGUGUAUGUGACUGUGAUGCUGACGGCAUAGCUCAGACCUGCAAUGCAGAGGCUUAUGUUCUACCUGCUGGCCUCAGCACUGGGGCCUUGAUAGCAAUACUGGCCUGUGUCCUGACACUAUUGGUGCUGAUCCUCCUCAUUGUCACUAUGAGAAGACGAAAAAAGGAGCCUCUCAUUUUUGAUGAGGAGAGGGAUAUUAGAGAAAACAUUGUCAGAUAUGAUGAUGAAGGCGGGGGAGAAGAAGACACAGAAGCCUUUGAUAUGGCUGCUCUGAGAAACCUCAACGUCAUAAGAGACAACAAAACUCGGAGAGAUGUGACUCCAGAAAUUCAGUUCUUGAGUCGACCGACUUUUAAAAACAUCCCAGAUAAUGUCAUUUUUAGGGAAUUCAUUUGGGAAAGACUGAAAGAAGCUGAUGUAGAUCCAGGUGCUCCACCAUAUGACUCUCUUCAGACUUAUGCAUUUGAAGGAAAUGGCUCAGUAGCUGAAUCUCUCAGUUCCUUAGAUUCCAUCAGCUCAAACUCUGAUCAGAAUUAUGACUACCUGAGUGACUGGGGUCCCCGUUUUAAACGACUGGCUGAAAUGUAUGGAAAUGGCCAAGAGAGUUUGUACUCAUAG
Apodemus sylvaticus (European woodmouse) is the source of this 2358-nucleotide messenger RNA. It is a transcript of the gene Cdh7, whose product is annotated as cadherin 7. Lineage: Eukaryota; Metazoa; Chordata; Mammalia; Rodentia; Muridae. Gene Ontology annotation, cellular component: catenin complex; plasma membrane; adherens junction. The transcript has 11 exons. The coding region runs from base 1 to 2358 and encodes 785 amino acids. Gene Ontology annotation, molecular function: calcium ion binding; cadherin binding. The record is from RefSeq and is a predicted model, not a curated record. Gene Ontology annotation, biological process: calcium-dependent cell-cell adhesion; cell-cell junction assembly; adherens junction organization.